GGACUAGAGCGGCCCGGCCCGGCGGGGAGGAGGCGGCCCGGCCAUGGAGGACGAGCGGAGCUUCUCGGAUAUUUGCGGUGGCCGCCUGGCCCUGCAGCGCCGCUACUACUCCCCGUCCUGCCGGGAGUUCUGCCUCAGCUGCCCUCGGCUUUCGUUGCGCUCGCUCACCGCUGUCACCUGCGCCGUGUGGCUAGCGGCCUACGGACUCUUCACCCUCUGCGAGAACAGCAUGAUACUCUCUGCUGCCAUCUUCAUCACCCUCUUAGGCCUGCUUGGUUACCUCCAUUUUGUCAAGAUUGAUCAGGAGACUCUGUUAAUCAUUGACUCCCUUGGCAUCCAGAUGACUUCAUCCUAUGCCUCAGGCAAAGAAAGCACUACCUUCAUAGAGAUGGGCAAGGUGAAGGAUGUGGUCAUUAAUGAGGCUAUUUACAUGAAGGUGAUUUACUACCUUUGCAUUUUAUUGGAGGAUCCAGUGGAACCACAUGGGAUAUCCCAAGUAGUACCUGUCUUCCAGAGUGCCAAGCCCCGCCUGGACUGCUUGAUUGAAGUGUACAGGAGCUGCCAGGAGAUCCUGGCACACCAGAAAGCCACAUCAGCAAGUCCAUGAGUCCCAGCAUUUCAGAAGGCCAGUACUGUCUUCCAUGGGAGAUGACUCCUAAGCCAUAGUGGCUGGUUUAUUUUCUGUAUUCUAAACCAUCAGGUGGACAUAGUCCUAGGAACCAGUAUGGAUGCAGUGGAUCUCAGAGCCAUAGAGCAGGUGACUGGGAACCUAACUCACUGUGUGAUGUUGAGCAAAGUAUUUAUGUCUGUUUUAGUGAUCCCCUUGAAAGGUUUUGCCUACUUUAUCAAUUGAGGGGAGACCUUAAGCGAUAUGUCAAAAGUAAUGUUGACAAAGAGCACUUUGUGAAAUUCCUAAGCACAUUCAGGUUUACAUUUUGUAGAGAUUUGUGGUGCAAGGCAAUGGGAAACUGACAUCAGAUCUCUUAAGAAACAUAAUUUCCAACUACACAGUACCCCUGUAUAAAAGUCAAGCCCUUCAGGUUCUGGUGAGUAGGAAGAAAUGUCCUACAAAAGACUAGUCUCUGUCCACCUAGCUCCUGUGUUCUGUACAGGGUUAAUUUAUGAUGACUGUCUUAAUAAACCGAUCUCCUUCCAAAACAUACACAAUAAUUGCCUGGUUCACAGACAGCUGCUUUUUAUUGACAACACGAACAUGGCACAUUUCAGCCAUGGAUGUCAAGCACAUUAAUACUCUACUGUUACUCAGCAUUGUCUAUGGUUUCAAAAACAUUUUUUGCCAAGGGGGCGACAUGAAAGGCUGGAGAGAAAUUCAACUUUGGUUUCCAGACAUGUUAAAGAAGGAUAAACACACAAACUGUAGAAGCCUUUGAUUAUAAGGCAGUUUCUUCUGUGUAAAAUUUUAUUAAUCCAGGAGGAUUCCUGAAGGGCUGGGAGGGAGAUAGAGUGGGGGAAAUAGCUUGACCCAUAAGUUCAGUGUGAACACAGCUCCAUCGUUGCUUGCUUUUUCCUUGGGAUCCUAAUUUUUUUUUUUUUAACUCCCAGGUAGAUAAUAUCCUCAUGGGCUUCAGAGACACUCAGGGUAUUACAAACUAGAGCUGUAAUUCCUGCCUUUUACACCAGCCCAGUAGGGGUUAUUCGGAGCCUGUGGUACAUGUGAUGUUUGACUUGUUCGAGGUAGAAAUGUCUCAGCUAGUUCCCAAAUCCUGGGGGAAAGGCAGCAGCAGAAAUGGGAGAUGGCUGUAAAAUUUCCAGCCUUGCAAAGUCAAGUUCAUUUAAAAGAGGCAGACACUCUCAUGUGCUUCUUCUUUUUUUUUUUAUCAUGCUUGUCAGUUUAAAGGGUGAGAGAGGGGAAGCCUACAGCAGCUGAGGUGUUCAGAUAAACUAGUUCCAGCCUUGAAGUUCUUACAGCGUGCAACACACACACACUUUGUUGAGUCAAAGGCUUGGUUCUUAGAUGCUACUGCUAAACCCAUACAGUUUUCAGCACAUUAUUGACAAAUGCUCAGACUGCCUUAGAGCUAUGAAAUAAAACUCUGUUUCUCCAAUGCUGGAAAAUCAGAGUAUAAUGAACUCUUCGUCUUUUUUUCUGUUGGGGUGGGUGGAGACAAAGAUCAUCUCCGCACUCAACAUAAGGUCUUAGUUGGGGAUGGGGGGAUAUUUGUAUCACCAGGAUGCUCUUAGCCUAUGUGCCUUCUGCCUUUGGACUAAUUCCCAGCGGAAGUUCGCCAGAAGUCUUGAGGAGCAAGACUGGAUUCUGUUUCUGACUCAUCUUUGGUGGCCUCACAAAGCAGCAGAAACCAGUGCAUUUGCUUGGUCUUUCAAAGAACAAGGAAACAAGUGACGAUCACCCAUUCUACAGUAGGAAGCACAGCCUUCACUGAGCCCUGUCUAGUCGUUAAAAUGAGACAGGGAGAGGUCAUGUUGGACUUACCCCCUUGCCCUUGCUUGUACCCAGCUGGGCUGACAGUCCAGUGUGAGGGAGAACAGCUUCAAUCUCAGCAGGGAUAGUGCCUUUUCCUUGUCCUGUAAAGA
This is a messenger RNA of Neomonachus schauinslandi (Hawaiian monk seal), 2553 nucleotides long. It is a transcript of the gene PIGH, whose product is annotated as phosphatidylinositol glycan anchor biosynthesis class H. The transcript has 4 exons. Gene Ontology annotation, biological process: GPI anchor biosynthetic process. The coding region runs from base 44 to 607 and encodes 187 amino acids. The record is from RefSeq and is a predicted model, not a curated record. Gene Ontology annotation, cellular component: glycosylphosphatidylinositol-N-acetylglucosaminyltransferase (GPI-GnT) complex. NCBI's taxonomy places the organism in Eukaryota, Metazoa, Chordata, Mammalia, Carnivora, Phocidae.